Molecule: messenger RNA, 3182 nt
Organism: Coregonus clupeaformis (lake whitefish)
Lineage: Eukaryota; Metazoa; Chordata; Actinopteri; Salmoniformes; Salmonidae
Product: protein SMG8
Exons: 4
Coding region: 72-2876 (934 amino acids)
Biological process (GO): nuclear-transcribed mRNA catabolic process, nonsense-mediated decay
Source: RefSeq, a predicted model, not a curated record
UUACUUGUGUUCACGGAAAGUGGCCUUGUGCGCAGCUAUUUAUCGUCCUCACAUUGAUUUGGGCGGAAAAAAUGGCGUUGCCCAUGAGUGUUGGAGGGCUCCUAGAAUCAGAAGUAAUAGAGGAUCCAUUGUACAAAGAUGAAGGUCUCUGUGUACUUGGUAUAUUCGGUAAGACUGCGAUGCAACCCGGAUCACCGAAAGAGUUUCUAAUCAACACGCUCGCGGACAAGCACAUCUAUCAUCUCUUCGGACUGGAUGAGACCGACAAUCAGAACAGUGGAAGCUUGAUUCAGGCGUACUACAGCCAAGAAAACCGCGUAUUGUAUCUGGUGCUUACUUCAGUUUGUGACAACCGACAGCUUUUGCGGGCGUGUGAGUCUUUGAGUACGAGCAUCGGACACUCGGAGGCGCACGAAUUCUGGAAAGGGGCGGAUAAACAGCAUUGUUUAGCAUUGCUCUAUCUCUUCUCCUUGUGCCAUGUCCUGCUAUUGGUCCAUCCUACAUGCUGUUUUGAUGUCACCUAUGACAGAUUGUUCCGUGCUGUGGAUGCACUUCGCCAGAAAGCUCUGCCACUACUACGUGCUGCCAUUAAGGAUUCCAACAUAUCCAAAGAAUGGAAGGUGAACUGCCGCCCCUGUCCCCCGCGCCUGCUAUUUGUAUUCCAGAUGAAUGGAACCCUGAGAAGCUGUGGUGGAAAUGGUUCAGAUCCUUUUGGGGGAAAUGCUGACAAGCCCAAGAAACACUCACCACGAAGACGCCUACAGCAUGCAUUGGAGGACCAAAUAUAUCGCAUUUUCCGGAAAAGUCGGGUCCUCACCAACCAGAGCAGUAAUUGCUUGUUCACUGUUCCUGCUAACCAGGCGUUUGUGUAUGUGGUGCCAGGGCCAGAGGAGGACCCAGUGGCAGCCGUCCUGGGGCAGCUGCGCUCCAACUGUGCCCUGCGGGAAAAUGACACCAACACCUCAGUAUCUGGACCCAGGCGCUAUCAACAAAUGCGUCACUCCGCUAGACAUCCAUCCUUCAAUGUAGAAAGCAGCAGCCUCUCAGGGGGGCAACUAGUGGACUGUAGUCUGAAGGAGUUCCUUUGGCAGCAUGUCGAACUGGUGUUGACCAAGAAAGGCUUUGACGACAGCGUCGGUCGCAAUCCGCAGCCUUCCCAUUUUGAGCUUCCAACGUACUCCAAGUGGGCCCAAGUGGCCUACAGGCUGCAUCAGGUCAUGAUAGCCAACACAGAUGAGGAAAGUGCCGAGCUGUCCGUCAAAGUACAAAGUCAGCUUAAAGUGUUGGAGGGUUUCCUGGAUGCAGACGCCAAGUUCUCUGAGAACCGCUGCCAGAAAGCCCUGCCGCUGGCACAUAGCACCUACCAGUCCAACCUUCCUCAUAACUAUACCACCACGGUGCACAAAAACCAACUGACACAAGCACUUCGGGUCUAUAGUCAGCAUGCACGUGGCGUAGCUUUUCAGCGCUACGCCUUGCAGUUGCAUGAGGACUGCUACAAGUUCUGGAGUAAUGGGCAUCAGUUAUGUGAAGAGCGCAGUCUGACGGACCAACACUGUGUGCACAAGUUUCACCUGCUGCCUCAGCCAGGUGAGAAGCCAGAGAUGGACCGCAACCCGCCCAUCCUCAACCACAACAGCAGGGGGCGUUCCACUAGCUCGUGUAACUGUGGCCGGAAGCAAGCCCCUCGUGAGGACCCCUUCGUCAUCCAAGCUGCCAACUACGACUUCUACCAAAUGCUUGAAGAGAAAUGCUGCGGGAAGCUGGAGAGGAUCGACUUUCCUGUUUUCCAGCCGAGCACCCCAGAACCAGCCCCUGCCUGCGAAGAAGCACCCAGGUCCCCUGAGGUGGCAGCCCCAGUCCCAUCGUCAGGGUCAGAGCCUGGGUCAGGGCCAUCCGAGGGGGAGAAGCUGAAGGAGAGCAUACCAGCGUCCCACCCAGUGUCCCACACCCCUGGGGAGAGCACCAGCCUCAGCCUGGCCCUCAGCCUGGGUCAGUCCACUGACAGCCUGGGGCCCUAUGGAGAUGGAGGGGGAGGCGAGGGCCACGAGAAGAGGCCCAGCCUGGUGGACCGCCAGGCCUCCACCGUGGAGUACCUCCCAGGCAUGCUCCACUCAGGCUGCCCCAAAGGCCUGCUGCCCAAGUUCUCUAGCUGGUCGCUGGUCAAGCUGGGCCCUGCCAAGGCCUACAACCCCCACACUGGCCUGGAGCAGCUGGGCUUCCUACCUGGCUCCUCCUUCCUCCUGCCCUGGGACGUGGUGAUUCGCUCCCGCUCCGAAGAGGAAGUGGGCUUAAUUGAGCCCCUGGAUGGGGGACCCUCUUCCUGGCCGGCCCCCAACAAAGCCCUGGUAGGAAAGAGGGGGAGCGCAGGGGGCCUUGGUAGGGGACGCAGGCGGGAUGACGUGGCCCGGGCCUUCGUGGGCUUUGAGUACGAGGACAGUAGGGGCCGGCGUUUCCUUAGCUCAGGGCCUGAUAAAGUGGUGAAGGUGCUGGGGCCUGGAGGGGCCAAAGAGCCGGCCACCAGGGCCCUGAACACAGACAUGCCCCUGUACAUCCCUUCUCCAGCCCAGGGGCGCGGCCUGAAGCCCCACUACGCCCAGCUGGCGCGUCUCUACAUUGUGGUCCCUGACGCCAACCUGGAGAUAACACUAAACCCACAGGUCCAACCGGGCCCUCCUCCCUGUCCAGUGUUCCAUCCGGAGCAGACGGAGCUGGUGCUGCCCCCUGAUGGCCUGUGGGUCCUACGUUUCCCCUACUCCUACGUCACAGACCGUGGCCCAUGUUACCCACCUAAAGACAACCAGCCCCUGGCCAACUACAAGGUCCUCAGAGGCAUCCUGCGUGCCAACACUACCAGCCCCCUUCCACCACAGUAACCCCCACUCAUAACAUUGCACCGCAAUGUGGCUCUCACUUUUUUGCAAGGUUAGUGUAAAAAUUACUGAGUUGGUUGGACCGUGACCUCUUGACUGGUGUUGUUUUAUCCCCUAACAAACUGAGUUAAAUGGAAUUGGACUGGAUUAGUUUAUUAUGAAUGGCAAUCUCUUAAAAGAAAAAGGUGUUGGUCUGCACUAACUGUCUCCACUUGGAUAUAUUCAAAUUGAAGAUAUUGUUCUCUCAGCUCUGUUGUUCAUGUAAACAAUGUCUAUUAAGGAGAGAAUAAAUGGCAUCUUAUGGAUAAA